UAUCAAGACGCGAAAGAGCUUUUUUUAGAAGCACUCGGUAUCAUGAUAGAGACGGGAGAUGCAGGAGGAGAACUACGUUGUUCGCUAGCCCUAGGCAAAGUGCUUCCGUUUCUCGGCGAGUUUGCUAAGGCCCGACCAUAUCUCGAGAAAGCAAUUGCAAUUGCUAAGGAAAUUGGCGACAGGGAAAAAGAGGAGGUAUGUCACGCGUACCUGGGAGCAGUGUUCAAUCGUCUUGGUGAGCAUUACAGGGCUGAAGAAUGUUACAGAAGAGCACUUUGCUACGCAAAGGAAUUAGGCAACCACAGUAACGAAGCCACCUACUUAGGAGGCUUAGGAGUUGCGUUUGUGUGUCGCCAUCAAUUCAAUAAGGCGGAAGAAGUUUACGAAAAAGAACUUACCAAGAGAAGGGAAAUGGGUGACAAAAAGGGGGAGGCCAGCUGCUUAACAAGACUAGGAAGUGUGAUUUGGUCAGUCCAUGACCUUGUCAAGGCUGAAGAGUACUUCGAAAAAGCACUAGUUAUUGCAAAAGAAAUUGGCGACAAGAAAGGGGAGGCAAUUAAUUAUGAACAUCUAGGAAAUGUGUACAAAUCUCUCAGGAAAUUUUCAAAGGCUAAAGAAUUUUACGAACAAGCAGUUGCAUUAUGGCAAGAAUCUGGCAACAGAACUGGAGAACCAAAAAGCUAUAGUUGUCUAGGAGGGGUGUUAGUUUCCCUCGCUGAUGAUGCAUCAGCUAAAAAGUGUUAUCAAAAAGCAAGGACAAUUAGUUUAGAGACUGGUAACACAAAGGAAGCUUUACUAAAUUGCAUACGAAUAGCAGGAGCUUGUUAUUCUCUCGGUGAGUUUGCCACGGCCAAAGAAUAUUUUGAAAAAGCGCUGGCAAUCGCAGUAACAACUGGCGAGAGAAAAGUAGAAGCUUUUUGUUAUACAACUCUUGGAACAGUGUUUGGUUCUCUCAAAGAGGACCACAAGGCGAGUGAAUACUACAAAAAAGCGCUUGCCAUCGCAAGAGAAAUUGGUGACAGAAGCGGAGAAGCAAACGUGAGUUUUCUCCUAGGAUGUUUGUUACCAAAACUCUUUGAAUAUCGCAAGGCUAAAGAAUAUACACAGAACGCAUUGUUGCAUUGGAAAGAAAUGGGCGACAGACUUAAAGAAGCUUAUUGUUACGAUAGUCUUGUCUCUACUUGUUGUUCCCUAGGUGAAUUUUCCGAAGCUGAAGAAUAUUACGAGAAAUCACUUGCAUUGAGCUGUAAGGCUGGAGACAUUGAAAGUGAGGUAAGAAGCCACCUUGAUUGGUUAUUAAUCAAGCUAUCGCAGGGGAACUUACAUGAGGCUGAAUCGCAUAUCUCGGCCAGCGUUUCUGGGUAUGAGGAUAUGCUAAACGCGAUGGGAGGUAAUGAGCAGUUCAAGAUGUCGUUUCUGGAUAAAAAUUUAAGUGAUUACCACGUUUUCAGUUUACUUCAUAUUGUAAAAGGGAGGCAUGCUAAAGCUCUUCAAACUGAAGAACUUGCCCGAUCCAGAGCAUUGGUGGACUUAUUAUCAACUCGUUACUCUGUGGAAGGUCAAACGUCCACCAGUGCACAGGCAUACGUUGAUCUUCAUGAAAUCGUAAAUAAUGAACGUAACAGUGUUUUUCUGUAUCUUUCGUAUCCGUAGAAAACGUUCCUGUGUACGUGGAUUCUUGCAGCAGACAAACCGAUACGCAAUCGAACAAUUAACAUCAGGGAAUAUUUAGGUAGUGAGUUUUCGUCAAGAGGCGUCGAUGAAGUUCUUAGCAACGAAACCUGGAGAGAAGUCCUAGUUGAAAACCAGUGCGAAGAUCGAUCUUGGUUUCCUUCGAACGCCUGCAGCUCCACCCAGAAAGAAUUUCCCAAACUGCAAAAAGGGAAGGAUGAACACCAAUCACCAGAACAUACUCUUGUUGACUGUUACAAAAUGAUCAUCGCUCCUGUAGUUGAUUCGCUCGUUGAGUCCGAAAUUAUUGUUGUUCCCGAUCGCCUCUUUUUUAACGUUCCAUUUGCAGCACUGCAGGAAGAAAAUGGAAGGUAUUUAUCAGAGAGUUUCAGGAUCCGCAUCGUGCCCUCUAUGACUUCUCUGAAGCUCAUUCAUGACAGCCAAGAAGAUUAUCACAGUCACACUGGUGCACUGAUAGUGGGGGAUCCCGAGGUUGGAAGCGUGCUGUUCAAGGAAAGUAUUGAGAAGGUAUCGAGGCUGCCUUCUGCAAGCGAAGAGGCAGAGAUGAUUGGAAAACUUCUCGGUAUUCAACCUCUGCUAGGAAAGCAAGCAACCAAGCAGGCGAUUCUUGAAAGCAUGAAUUCAGUGAGUCUGAUACAUAUCGCUGCCCAUGGUGAUGCUGAAAGAGGGGAAAUUGUCCUCGCCCCUCCACCCGCCAUUAACAGGACUCCAGAAGAGGACGACUACUUGUUGACAAUGGCUGAAAUUUCCCAAGUUCGGCUUCGAGCAAAACUUGUGGUCCUUAGCUGCUGUCACAGUGCAAAAGGACAAAUCAGAGCAGAGGGAGUUGUUGGAAUUGCUCGAGCGUUUUUAGGAUCCGGUGCACGCUCAGUGUUGGUGGCACUGUCGGCCAUAGACGACGAAGCAACAUUGCGGUUCAUGAGUCGUUUCUACGAGCACCUUGUUCAUGGGGAAAGUGCCAGUGAAUCUCUUCACCAGGCCAUGAAGUGGAUGAGAGAAAACGGAUACUCCAAAGUGGGGCAAUGGGCUCCUUUCAUGCUGAUUGGAGAUAACGUGACAUUUGAUUUUGGAGCGAAAGGUUGGUAUCAA
Molecule: messenger RNA, 2781 nt
Organism: Porites evermanni
Lineage: Eukaryota; Metazoa; Cnidaria; Anthozoa; Scleractinia; Poritidae
Source: the annotation of a GenBank genome assembly